AGUAUUCUCGUCAGUCCUCUUCCUCCAGCUCAGCCUCCCCUCUGGAGCCCUUAUCCCAUCCCCUUGUUUCCGCGUCCCUCCUUGAGUGGCUGGUGGGGAACGUGAAUGGAGAGGAAAGAGGCAGGAAGCCAGAGGGGGGUGUGAGAAAAAACGAAAACAGGCUGCCAAGCCAGGGAAUUCCUCCCAAUUUGAAAAGGAAGUCAGCUGACCUUCAUUAGUUAGGUAAAUUUAACAACCUUUUAUGCGUAAUAUUUGACUUUGGAAACAAAAAUGAACUUUGCGGAGGAAGAGGACGCUAAGAGGUACUGCAUUAAAACGAAACAUGUGGCCAUAAUCUGUGUGGUGGUGGUGGCAGUGGGAUUAAUUGUAGGACUUUCCGUGGGCUUGACCAGGUGCAGCAGCUCCACGGGGGACGCCGGGCAGGGCCCAGCUCCGGUUCCCUCUGAAGCUCCUUCCCCGGAGAGCCCACCGGAGGACCAAGGGGUCUGCCCUGCCGGAGAAGACGAAAGUGGAGACUGGAAAAACUUCAGGCUGCCGGACUACAUCAACCCAUUGCACUACGACUUGGAGGUGAAGCCUCUGCUGGAGGAGGACACGUACACAGGCAGCGUGACCAUCUCCAUCAACGUGAGCUCGCCCACCCGGUACCUGUGGCUGCACCUGCGGGAGACCAGGAUCACCCAGCUCCCGGAGCUGAAGAGGUCCUCCGGGGAGCAGGUGCCAGUCAGGCGGUGCUUCGAGUACAAAAAGCAGGAGUAUGUGGUAAUGGAGGCAGAAGAAGAGCUUGCCCCCGGCAGUGGCGAGAAUGCCUACCUCCUGACCUUGAAGUUCGCAGGCUGGCUGAACGGCUCGCUCGUGGGAUUUUACAGAACGACGUAUGAGGAGGACGGACAAAUCAAGAGCAUAGCGGCCACUGAUCACGAACCAACAGAUGCCAGAAAAUCCUUCCCUUGUUUUGAUGAGCCCAACAAAAAGGCAACUUACACAAUAUCCAUCAUCCACCCCAAAGAAUAUCAGGCAGUUUCAAAUAUGCCAGUGGAGAAAGAAGAGUCGAUGGACGAUAGAUGGAAUAGAACAACUUUCAGGAAGUCUGUCCCUAUGAGCACUUACCUGGUGUGCUUUGCUGUACAUCAGUUUGACCGUGUUGAGAGACUGUCAAAGCAGGGAAUACCUCUCACUAUAUACGUCCAGCCACAGCAAAAGCACACAGCUGAGUAUGCUGCAAAUGUAACUAAAAUUGUGUUUGAUUAUUUUGAAGAAUACUUUGAUAUGCAUUAUGCUCUUCCUAAAUUAGAUAAAAUCGCUAUUCCAGAUUUUGGCACUGGGGCCAUGGAGAACUGGGGUCUCAUCACUUACAGAGAAACAAACCUGCUUUAUGACCCCCAGGAAUCAGCCUCAUCAAACCAGCAGAGGGUGGCCAGUGUGGUUGCCCAUGAACUUGUGCAUCAGUGGUUUGGAAAUACUGUGACCAUGGAAUGGUGGGAAGACUUGUGGCUAAAUGAAGGAUUUGCUUCCUUCUUUGAGUUCCUUGGAGUAAACGAAGCAGAAAAAGAUUGGCAAAUGAGAGACCAGAUGUUACUUGAAGAUGUAUUACCUGUGCAAGAGGAUGAUUCUUUGAUGUCUUCACACCCAAUUGUUGUCACCGUGACAACUCCUGCUGAAAUAACAUCUGUUUUUGAUGGAAUAUCCUAUAGCAAGGGAGCGUCCAUUCUGAGAAUGCUUGAAGACUGGAUGACACCAGAGAAAUUUCAAAAAGGAUGUCAGAUUUACUUGGCAAAAUACAAAUUCAAGAAUGCAAAAACUGAAGAUUUUUGGGGAGCGCUUGAAGAGGCAAGUAAUCUACCAGUGAAAGAAGUAAUGGAUACAUGGACCAAACAGAUGGGCUAUCCUGUACUUAAUGUCAAAGAUAUGAGGAACAUCACACAGAAACGCUUUCUGUUGGACUCAAAAGCUAAUCUUUCUGAGCCACAUUCAGAUCUUGGUUACACAUGGAAUAUUCCAGUUAAAUGGACUCAAGAUAACGUAUCAAGUAUUACAUUCUACAACAGGUCAGAAACAGGAGGAAUCACUUUGAAUCCUGCUGGAAAUGUUUUUCUCAAAAUAAACCCAGAUCAUAUUGGGUUUUAUCGUGUAAAUUAUGAAGUACCAACUUGGGAAUGGAUAGCUACCCAUCUCUCCAGCAACCACACGGACUUUUCUUCUGCUGACCGUGCAAGUCUUAUUGACGAUGCUUUUGCCUUGGCAAGAGCUCAACUUCUAGAUUAUAAGAUGGCUCUAAACCUGACCAAGUAUCUCAGAAUGGAAGAAGACUUUUUACCAUGGCAGAGAGCAAUUUCAGCUGUAACCUAUAUUAUUAGCAUGUUUGAAGAUGAUAAAGAGCUAUACCCUGUGAUUGAGAAAUACUUCCAAAGUCAAGUGAAGCCCAUUGCAGAUCUUCUGGGAUGGAAUGAUGACGGAGGCCACAUUACAAAGUUGCUCCGUGCCUCUGUGUUAGGGUUUGCGUGCAAAAUGGGAGAUCAAGAAGCCUUGGACAAUGCUACCCAAUUAUUUCAGCAGUGGCUAAGUGGGACUGUAAGGCUUCCUGUAAAUCUCAGGCUUCUGGUAUAUCGGUAUGGAAUGCAGAACUCUGGCAAUGAGACUUCAUGGAACUACACUCUUGAUCAAUACCAGAAAACUUCAUUAGCUCAGGAAAAAGAAAAACUGUUGUAUGGAUUAGCAUCGGUAAAGAAUGUUACUCUUUUGUCAAGAUAUUUAGAUUUGCUCAAGGACCCAAACCUUAUUAAAACUCAGGAUGUGUUUACAGUUAUCCGAUAUAUCUCAUACAACAGCUAUGGGAGGAAUAUGGCCUGGAAUUGGAUUCAGCUCAACUGGGAAUAUCUAGUCAACAGAUAUACACUCAAUGACAGAAACCUUGGCAGAAUUGUCACGAUAGCAGAACCUUUCAACACUGAACUUCAGCUCUGGCAGAUGGAGAGUUUUUUCAAAAAGUAUCCAGAUGCUGGAGCAGGAGAAAAACCUAGGGAGCAAGUGCUGGAAACAGUGAAGAACAAUAUCGAGUGGUUAAGGCAAAACAGAAAUACCAUAAGACAAUGGUUUUUGGAUUUACCUUAAGAAUGGUUAAUGUGUCCAAAUGUCAUAUUUUAAUUUUAUGAUUCUAUUGUUUCUCCUAUUACAUAUAUUUUGGCCAAAUUUACAAGCACUAUGGAGGGAGUCUUAUACGCAGAUAUUGCUUUUGCUAAGUAGUGUGUUUCUGUAUUGCAAAGCUUUCAAAUUGUUCUUCUUUGUUUAUGAAGGAAGAUACUAAUACAGUAGUGAAUGUACUCAGGGAUUUCUUCUAAGUGUACUUCAUAGGAGAUUCUUUGCAAACUGAAGAGAAUGUAAUAGCCAUUUUAAUGUCUUUAAAUAUCAUUCUUUAUAUCUUAAAUCUGUGAAAAUAGAACAAUUUGGUCUUAGCUUUACAUUUUUAGUACCAAAGAAACACCACUUAAUCUUCUCUCUUGAUUGAUUUUUAAAGUUUAAAUACCAGUACUUGAGGGACCAAAAUUACCAUCUUAAUCUUUAUUUUAUUAUUCAGAAUUACACAUAUCUAAUAUCAUUGUAUUCACAUGUGUCCUAUUCCUUUAAAUCCUACCAGAGUAACCCAGGUUUAAAUUUUACUCAAGGACUGCAUGAAUUAGCCAAAGAAACGCCUAUUGCCUUCACUCUAAAAUCAACAAAAACACUCUCUUCUCCUUUUUAAAAUAAAUCUGAAUGGUUAACCUGAAGAA
Messenger RNA from Lutra lutra (Eurasian river otter), 3767 nucleotides. It is a transcript of the gene ENPEP, whose product is annotated as glutamyl aminopeptidase. Gene Ontology annotation, biological process: proteolysis; peptide catabolic process. The transcript has 20 exons. NCBI's taxonomy places the organism in Eukaryota, Metazoa, Chordata, Mammalia, Carnivora, Mustelidae. Bases 271 to 3111 code for a protein of 946 amino acids. The record is from RefSeq and is a predicted model, not a curated record. Gene Ontology annotation, molecular function: peptide binding; metalloaminopeptidase activity; zinc ion binding. Gene Ontology annotation, cellular component: cytoplasm.